CAUAAACAAAUGAGUAUAUAUAAAUUAAUACAGAUUCAAAAUGUUUAAUAUUCUUCUAUAUAAAUGUUCAUUUGUGAGAUCUUGACAUUUUCCUUUCAUAAUAUUCUAGGUUUUUUUAAAUAUAUUCUUUCCCUAAAAAGAGACCAAAACAUGUCAAAAAAUACUGCCCUGGAAACUUCAUAAAUACUACAGUGUGAAGAACCCUCAGCUCAGAACAUAUAGUUGAUCUUCAUACAUCUUAGGAACGUUUGAUAAAGGACAGCAGGUGGUUUACCAUGUCUCUGCCUGGUCCAGCAGAAACAGACCUAGACCGGCAGCUCCCCGGUGCGGCAUUAGGACCUGGUAGGCUGGGCGCUGAGCACAGGGGCAGCCCGGGCGCAGGUGACUGUCCCAGUGGCAGCCCCGGACACGCCUCCGAUAGGAGUGUUGACUAUAGCAGGUCCCAGUGUUCCUGCAGAAGUUUAAGUGCUCGCUGUGAUUACUCAGAAGACUUUCUCUCUGAAUGUUCAGAAACUGCUCUUAAUAGAAAUUAUUUAGAGAGACCCGUGAUAAAAGAGGAAAAGGACGAGAAGAAAAAGUACGUCUCUAAAAUCUCCCAACCUAAAGGGAAGAAGCAGUAUUUUCCAAUUAACAGGUGGCCUCGUUACAGAUACUUGGAUCUCACUGACUUCUUGCCUUUCAUCUCAGCUGAAGAACCAAUGUUUGAAUUGCCAAUGAAAUGUAAAAACCUGUUUCAACACCCCAAGAAGAUGGGCUUCAAGUCCGGCCAGAAGGAAAUCUCAGUUGAAAAAAAGCACACCUGGAAUGCACCACAUUUACAUUCCCAAAACGAUAUGAUUACCCAAAGAAGAGACGCUAUGACUCACCGCAUACUGUCAGCAAGGCUUCAUAAGAUUAAAGAGCUAAAAAACGAAGUAGGUGAUAUCCAUCGUAAGUUGGAAGUCACAGUCCUGGAAAAUCAGUUCUUGAAACAGCUUCAGCUUAGGCACUUGAAAGCUAUAGGGAAAUAUGAGAAUUCACAAAAUAAUCUACCUCAAAUUAUGGCAAAACAUCAGAAUGAAGUCAAAAAUUUGAGGCAGCUACUUAGGAAAUCCCAGGAAAAGGAAAGAAGUGCGUCUCGGAAACUUCGAGAAGCCGACAGUGAGCUGCUCAAGACUAAAGACGCCUUGCAGGCCCUGCAGAAGCUUUCUGAAGACAAAAACCUUGCAGAGAGAGAGGAACUUACUCAAAGACUGUCUGUUCUUACAACAAAAACGGAGGCAAAUGACAAAAAAAUACAGAGCUUGGAAAAACAACUGAGGUUGAACAAUAGAGCUUUUAAUCGGCAGCUGGCCAUUGAGACCCGGAAGACGGUCGCAGCUCAAGUAGCUACAAAGACCCUGCAAAUGGAAAUAAAACGCCUUCAGCAAAAACUUAAGGAGAAGGAGCGAGAGCUUGAAAUUAGAAACAUCUAUACUAGUCGGAUACUUAAAAACUUACAUGACAAAGAAGAUUGUCCAAAAGUUUCUUCAACCAAAUCUGUACAAGCAGACAGAAGCUUUUCACUGACAAGUGUGAAACACCAGGAAACCCAAAAAUCAGAAGAUGUUCCAUCUUUGACAGCUAAGGGUAAAAAGACAUCUGGAAACAUUGGUCAAAAAGAAAAAUCAACUGAAAUAACCUGUGCAAUUCCACACUCUAUCAGCAAAGUUGCAAACCAAGAGGAUUCCAAGAGAAAAUAUGAAGAUUUAUCGAAGGAAGAGGAACAUUUGGAAGAACAACCACCUCUGGAGAAUAUUGGAAGACUGAGAGAGAAGAAAGAAGAUCAAGAAAAGAAAACCACUUUAGUGAAAGAAGAAGAAGAACUACCACCAGAAAGAAUUCAAGUAACUCAUCCUGAGCGGGAAGGCAAGCAGGAAGACGACGCGGGGAAAGAAAAGUCCAAAAGAAGUCUCCAAAUAAAUGACACGGACAAGACGCCUGGUAAAAAUGCUGCUGCAAGUAUCAAGAUCCCCUUCAGAGAGAGAAAGCAUUACUCGUUCACAGAAGCCAUCGAGAACCUGCAUCACGGGCUCCCUGCCUCUGGCGGGCUGGUCAGCGCGGGUGUGAUGAGAGGCGGCAUAAGCACCAGCAAGCCUCGCGGGAACUCAGAAGGCCUGAAGCCAGAACACUCUGUGAGUGGGUACGAACCCUCUUUUGGCCAGUCUUCCCGAACAAAAGCAAAAGAUGCUUUCACAGAGAAGAAGAACAGUCUGAUGGAAGAACUCUUUGGGUCAGGCUAUGUCUUUAAACAUGACCAGACCAGCACGGCUGCUCCUCAACAGGCUGACGAGACCCCGGAAAGUAAAAAGACGCACCAUCUACCUCCCAGUCAGGCCUCCGCCAGCAACGCUUUCGGAGAUUCUAAAGUAACUAUGGUAAAGUCCAUUAAGUCAUCUUCACCUACAGAAGGAAAAAGAAAAAUAAUUAUUUGAAUAUAAUCAAUAUCCUAAUA
Molecule: messenger RNA, 2473 nt
Organism: Neogale vison (American mink)
Lineage: Eukaryota; Metazoa; Chordata; Mammalia; Carnivora; Mustelidae
Gene: LCA5L
Product: lebercilin LCA5 like
Exons: 9
Coding region: 276-2453 (725 amino acids)
Biological process (GO): intraciliary transport
Cellular component (GO): axoneme
Source: RefSeq, a predicted model, not a curated record